Molecule: messenger RNA, 659 nt
Organism: Camellia sinensis
Lineage: Eukaryota; Viridiplantae; Streptophyta; Magnoliopsida; Ericales; Theaceae
Product: Stress responsive A/B Barrel Domain-containing protein
Source: RefSeq, a predicted model, not a curated record
CUCAUUCGUGUGAAAGGCAAGCACAGUUCGCGACAAUGGGUGAGCGGUGAAGACGCUGAGUAGUGGGUCUGAGUUUGGUUUGCUUUCUCUUUGGAGGGAGUUUUGGGGAUUUGAGCGUGAUGGCAGAGUUCAAGCACUUGGUGGUGGUUAAGUUCAAGGAAGAAGUGUUCGUGGAUGAGAUUGUGAAAGGGAUGGAGAAACUUGUUUCUGAGAUUGAUGCUGUCAAGUCCUUUGAGUGGGGACAGGACAUAGAAAGCCAGGAGAUGCUUACACAAGGCUUCACACACGCAUUCUUGAUGACAUUCAAGACCAAGGAAGACUUCACUGCUUUCCUUGGCCAUCCCAAACAUGUGGAAUUUUCUGCUACAUUUUCAACAGUCAUUGACAAGAUUGUGCUGCUUGAUUUCCCAGCUGUUCUUGCCAAGCCACCACCAGCUUGAGUCUACUACUACAAAAACAUUAUUGGACAAUAAUAAUAAGCUAAUUAUGAGUGUGUGUAUGUGUGCGCCUAUGUGUAUUAUUUUUAUGUGUUUGUUUGAAUAAUUAUGGGUUGCUAUGACUGUUGUUAUGAAGCUUUGUGGAUAUAAAUUACCUAUGUAUCAAAACCUUUUAUUCCCUUGUUGAUGAAUGGAUGGUUGUGAUAAAUAUGGAUUUGAUGA